Molecule: messenger RNA, 5051 nt
Organism: Symsagittifera roscoffensis
Lineage: Eukaryota; Metazoa; Xenacoelomorpha; Acoela; Convolutidae
Product: actin-binding protein IPP-like
Exons: 4
Coding region: 21-1844 (607 amino acids)
Molecular function (GO): protein binding
Source: RefSeq, a predicted model, not a curated record
CAGUUGAUAUGUCGUAGGCAAUGGCAGCUAAUACAUGUUGCAGUUGUUCGUCCGCCGAUGACUUACACAGAAACCAGUUUUGGACAAAUCUCGCUCAGCUUCGAGCCGAUGAGAGCUUUUGCGACGUAAACAUAAGUAUCAAUGGGUUCAAUUUCAGUGCACAUAAAGUUGUGCUCUCUGCUGCUACUGAGUAUUUCAAUGCGAUGUUUCUUAGUGGCCUAGCUGAGCAAAAUUCAAAAGAAAUAGUUCUUCAAGGAUUCGACCCUGAGACAUUUUUAGUUCUUCUCGAUUUUAUGUAUACGGGAGAGUUGAAACUGACGGAAUCUAAUGCUGCUAAUGUGCUUGUUGCAUGUGACAUGCUCAACUUGAACUAUGCAGUUAAGAGAUGCCUUAAAUAUUUGUCGCGGAAUAUUAAUUGUAGCAAUUGCAUAACGUUGUGGAGUCUAGCCGAGAAAUUUAAUUUCAAUAAUUUGUUCUUCGAACUUGAAAAGUUUAUCAAUUUCAAUUUAAUCGAGGUCUCUCUAAAUGAAAAUUUAUACGAAAUAGGAUAUCCCUUCCUAAUGAGUUUACUAUGCAGUGAAGACAUUCAAAUUGACGGCGAGCAUCAGCUUCUGGCAAUUGUCAUAAAGUGGGUCUCCAGAAACCAUCAAAGUCGGAUUCAAUAUCUACCCGAUUUAAUCGCCAAUGUAAGACUUCCCAUGAUAUCCGAGUUUGUAUUGUCCGAUGAACUAUCAAAAAUAAACGACGAUGAGUUUAAAGCGGUCUUAACUUCGGUCGUAGAGACUAAUCGAGAUUACUCAAAAUCAGACUUUAAAGGAUUGACAGCUGAUAGUUCGUCAGAUUUAUGCAAGAAUUUUCUUAAAUUGUGCGACUAUGACCAUUGGCAUCAUCGACAACACGUUCCACGAAAGAGUUCUAGAAAGCGAAUUCUUGUCAUUGGUGGUUUUUCUGCAUCUCGAAGACCAGAUGACUUUCUAGGCAGCCUUGGCUCUGAUGAUGAUGAAAGUUUCGGUUGUGUUGAAAUGUACGAUACGUACGGCGGAGAUUGGGAGGUAAUGGCGCCUCUCAAUCAGCCCAGAAGUAAUCAUUGCGCUGUUAGAUGCCGUAACCUUGUGUAUGUCUUAGGAGGUGAAAGCGAAUUGUUAAUUUCUGACUCAAUCGAAGUGUAUAACCCAGUAGAAAACAAGUGGCAAUUUUUGAUGCAAUCCAUGACAACACCUCGCACAUCUUUUGGCGCAGCUGUGAUCGAUGACACAAUUUUCGCUAUUGGAGGCUGGGUUGGCACUGAAUUGGGAACCUCAAUCGAAUGUUUUGAAACCCGAACUCCGGGUGCGCAGUGGAGACUGAUUGACGAGCUGCCAUCGAAAAGAUAUGCAUUUGGAGCAGUUGCUCAUGAAGGUAUGAUCUAUGUGGUGGGAGGAGUGGACGAGCAUAGUAUGGAUCUGGCGACCGUAGAGGCCUAUCAUCCGGCUUCCAAGUCCUGGAUCACCUUGCCAGACAUGAUUGAGAAGAGAAACCAAGUAGCUGUGUUGGUCUGUGGUAACUAUUUGUACGCAAUAGGUGGUAGCAACGAACAUGCUGGUGCCUUGUCUUCAAUCGAGAAGUUCUGCUUAGAAAAGAACGAGUGGAACCCGUGCACUCCUAUGAAGUUCACCCGAGCAGCGCCUGCCUCAGCUGUGUGGGAUGGGAAAAUAUUCGUGUUUGGUGGCAAACUCACUUCGGCACACUCCACCAACAAUAUCACGUGUGACUCGGCCGAAGUAUAUUAUCCCGAGACGGACGAGUGGUGCAUGAUAGACCGAGUGCCGACCAGUCGGGGCGAAGCGGCCGCUGUAGUCGUAUGAGUACCAAAGACGAAUGAAACAAAUUGAAUAAUCAAUGAAAUAUAACAAACUGUAGUUAGUGGAAAUAUGAAAUGGAUUUAGGUUACAAUUUAAUGGAUUAAUGCUCUCUAAGUAAGGGUGAUAUACUCUAGCAACAACCUCAGAAACGUCUGCACAAAUCUUCUGCCAUAUGAACUUAUUUAAAAUGCUUCGGGAUUUAUAAACACGAUGUUUAGUUAUCAAGUGUCAAUGAACAAAGUGAAAACAAGUGUCAAUGAACAAGUUGUUUUAUGGGCGUCAAACUUGUUAACUCGCAAACCUAAUUUAUCGCGUUUGAAAUGGUUUUUUAAAAGUGUCGUUAAAGUUUAUUUGCUAAAAGGGAGGCGAAUUAUGCUUUCCAAAAGCAAAAGUGCAAAUUGUACCCAAAAGUCCAUCUAUUGAUUCAGUUUGCUCAAAUUGGAACAACUUGAAGUUAAACAGGGUGGCGGUGGUUAAAAACUAUGGUGUUUUAAAACAGUUGUUUAAAAAUUCAAUGUUUUAUUGAUGUUUUGUAUCAACUUGCUCUCCUUCAGCGUUUCAAUACACCUCGUUUUGCCUAUUGCAGAUUCCCAUUAAAUUGUAUUUGCUUUGAAUUGCGAGUUCAGCUGGCGUAGAACGGGUGUUUUCGUCAACUGGAUUUGUGCACACCAUCUCCGAAAAUGACUGGGACAUGAAAACAGGUCAAAGCUUGCCUUCUGUUUGAGAGCAUUGAAUGACUCAAAAUUUUUUGAAACCUUCGAUGUGCUACAUGUUUUUCAAACAGUUUUAAACGUUAAAGCGUUUUUACAUUAGCCAGCUAUAGACAGCGUAGCGUAAUAAAAACGAUUUUUUUCGAGUUUUUUCGCAAAAAUUGGUGCCACUUUUGUUGGUACUUUUACUGCUUUUUGAUAGCAUGUGCUUUGACAUUCGAUUAGUGCUAAGUUAACACGGUUGAUGCAUUUUUAAUUCAUCGAUAUACCUGAAAAAAGCUAUUCGUUUCAAACACUCGAACAAUAAAAACUCGCGAUAUUGAAAUUUUCUAACUCAAUAUCUCGCAAUUUUUUGAAAUGCAUCUUUUUACACAAGCAUAGCUUGUGUUAUAGUAUGAACUAUCUUUUUUGUUCAACCUAGGUCGCAAAUAUUGAGACGCAAAUAUUGUUGCGAUAAAAUGUGUUCAUUUUGGAAGUGUUCCCUUUGAUCAAUACCAGCUAUUAAGCUUAGCCAAUGCUAAAGAUAUUAACAACAACUAUUAUUGUUCCGACUUUCGUUGAACGCUUUUUAACGCGUAAGCGGAGAUUUAAUCCGUCUUGGAAUUGUUCCAAAUUGGUUGAAGGAAGCCUAUUUGCCAUAAUUGAUUUGUUAAUAUGAGGAAAUUUUACCACUUUGAAGUUUAUAUGGCGUGUGGGAGAUGAUUUUCACAAAAAUCUCAAUUUUUUUAAAAAAGAAUUCAAUAUCUUUUAAUUAACAUUUAUUUUUUUCAUUUAUUACUGCGGAUGUUUUUAAUGAACUUUUUUCGUAUACUAGCCAAAGUGCGUCGGCUCUAUAAAUUGAGGCAUGUGCAAUUGAUAAAUUUCUUUCUUUUUCAAAUUGACUGGUACUGCUAAUGCGGCGUAAUUGGCUUGCGUCACUUAAGAAAUUUGUAGACUCAAAGUUUUACUCAUUCGGUUUUCUCCAGUAGCGUUAUCGGUCAUAUUUUUGCUUGUGUAUGCGAAGUGCAACGGAUACGCCUGGAGGUAACGAAUACGCUUGGAAUGGCGAAAAUCCCGGGUUCGAAUCUGACCAGGACCAGUUUGUUUUUUAACGGGCUUAUGUUUUGUCGGCUCAGUUGCCACAUACUAGAUUAUUUUGCAGUUUUUGUUGUAGUUGUUUUUUAUGUUUUUAUUUACUCCUGCAAUUUGUAUUUCUUCUAGCAUUGACUUCGUAUAUUUUCUCUUUUUUUCUCACGUAGAAAACUUUUUUGCCUAAAUGAUUUCAUUUCGGCUUAAAUUUCAUCGGCUUACUAACAUAUUUUUGGAUUUUUCUAGGAAACCAUAAUUUGUAUGCUUUCCUCCGGAUCGAACAAAACGUUAAAUAUCUCAGAAUAGAUUUCAUACUUCAAAGUUUUUCAUGACAACAGUUUUUUUUUUGCUCAAUAAUUGUAUACGAAUUUUCAUUAAACACCGUCGAUUGUGUUUCUCGAAUUGUUUUCCGCUAAUAGAACAUCAUCCCAGACAACAUUUUGAGUUUUUAGUUGUAUUUUUUGAAAUUUUUCCGUUUUUUUGACGUAGUGGCUCUGCUUUCCUUUCCUGUCUGCUAGGUUGCAAUGCUUUGUUGGUGGUAUCACAAGUGAUGCGAAGCUCCGCUUCGCCUCUGUGUACAUAAUGUGGCUUUAUUCUUCCUAAUUUAUCACAUGCAAUUUAUUAGUGUGGAUGCCUUUAGUUUUUUAUAUUGCAAAUUAUUACAUGCAAAAAUAUGUCCUCGCAUUUGGUGCCACGUUUGCCUUAGCUGCUUUAUUAGUGACUAGUGUUUGCCGAUGGCCAAGCGUUCGUGGCCAAGAGGAAAUGGCGUAAGAUUCCAAAUCUCGAGGUCGCAGGUUUGAAUCCGAUACGUUGCAAAGCUUUUCUAAUCCGAAGCGUAUUUCUAUUACUUAUUUCAUUUUACAAAGCUACUUUUUUGUCGUGCUCAUGCUUAAGUUUGCGAAGCGCAUCUUCGCUUCUGUGUUAAUAGAUUUUUUAAUCACUUUAAAACAUUUUCGUGGCCACCUCGGCAGCAAAGUGUUAGGCCUUAGAGAUCCGGGAAAACAAUGCUUUUUAAAAUGGUUUUCUUGUUCAUUGACACUUCUCCAACUCUCUGUUGGCUAUGUUUAUCACAUCGGAUCGGCAUUAAUUGUAUGUGGUUCUAAAACUUGAUUUGCUUUUGCAAAAGUUGUCUCCUCUAUAGGCUUCCCCUCUCAGAGCCCAGGUGGUUUAUAGUUUGACAAGAAAUGUUCUGGUAAAUGUAUUGUUAGCAUAGUGCUUGCUUCGGGGGAGUUGAGCAAUAGAUACUAAAUUCAAAACUUCACUUGUAUUCUAAUAGUUUACAAAUUUUAGAUUUAGUUUUGAAAAAAAAACUUUUUAAAGUUAAGGUCUUUUAAAAAUGUUGAGGUACUUUUUAAAAUGAUCGAAGCUGCUGUAGUAAAUAAGUUUAAUGUCUCGAUGUGUCAAAAAUAAUCAAUGCACAGAUUUUCAAAUU